UCUCUCCCUCACACUCAGUCAACUUCCGUCUCGCUCGGGGAAAGUGUGCGGGUCUCGUUUCGGUGGAUUUUGGUUGUGUUCCUCCCCCUACUUCGCUGUGGUCAGUGUAUUAUGUGAAGUACAGGCAGUGUGCAGUGCUAGAAACGUACCUAAUAUCGCCUGUGUCGUCACUAAUGAGUCAAAAUGGCCGAUCCCGAUAUUCCGAGCAACGAUGUAGACACCUUGAAGGCAGCGGGAGAAGAUGGAGGCCCUACAGACGGCAGCCCCCAAGAUGGCAACCCUAAGGAUGGUGCCUCCAAAGAUGGCACCUCGAAAGAUGGCAAGCCUCGGCCACCACCAGUUGAUAUUGCUGCAGCACAAAAUGCGGGUGGCGAGGGUGGCAUCAAGACUCCCACAGUCUCCUCCCAGACCCCACGUACCCCAGGCACUUCACGAUAUGAUACCUUUAGGGAUAAAGAGAGGAAGAUCGGCCACAGGAGAGUGGGAGAAGGAGGCAUCGUUACAUACAAAAAAAUUGGGACUUCACAACUUAUGGCAUCAAUCCAGCUGGGUAUCCAACAAGCAGUAGGGAGCCUGGCAAGCAAGCCUGAUCUGGAUGUUUUAAUCCAGGAUUUUUAUGUUGUAGAAACUAUUUUUUUUCCUUCUGUUGGUUCUCAGUCAACUCCAGCUCAUCAGUUUUCUGAGUUCAGAUUCAAAGUGUAUGCACCCAUAGCAUUUAGACAUUUUAGAGAUCUGUUUAAAAUUCAACCAGAAGACUAUCUUGUUUCAUUGUGCAGCGAGCCUCUUCGAGAACUAAGUAAUCCUGGGGCGAGUGGCAGCAUAUUUUAUUUAACAAAUGAUGAUGAGUUUAUCAUCAAGACAGUGCAGCACAAGGAGGCAGAGUUCCUUCAAAAGUUAUUGCCAGGAUAUUAUAUGAAUCUGAACCAGAAUCCUAGAACAUUAUUACCAAAGUUUUUUGGGCUCUAUAAUUAUCAGUGUAAUGCCAAGAAUAUUAGGUUGAUAACAAUGAACAACUUACUUCCGUCUUCAAUAAAGAUGCAUCAGAAAUAUGAUCUAAAAGGUUCUACGUACAAAAGAAAGGCUAGUAAGUAUGAACGAAGCAAAGAAUCCCCAACAUUUAAGGACUUGGACUUUAUGGAACAUCAUUCGGAUGGUAUUCUACUAGAGGCAGAAACCUACAAAGCUCUCAUAAAUACCAUUGCAAGAGACUGCAGAGUGUUAACAUCUUUCAAGAUUAUGGACUACUCCUUAUUGGUGGGCAUUCACAAUUUAGAUCUUGCAGCCAGAAAGAAGGCACAAGACAAAGAGAAAAAAUUAAAUGGCGGAGAUGGUGGGCCAGCAGAAGACGGGAGUGGAGAGGCGGAAGGAGAGGGCACUGGCUUGACCCGAUCCCGCUCAAUCAAUCGACACAAACUUGUGGCCCACUCAACUGCCAUGGAGUCCAUCCAAGCAGAUUCUGAUCCAAUCGAUGAGGAGGACCAUGUCCCGCCUGGAGGCAUUCCAGCAAGAAAUGCAAAAGGAGAACGACUGUUGCUCUUCCUUGGUAUCAUUGAUAUUCUGCAGAGUUAUCGCCUGAAAAAGAAAUUAGAGCACACAUUCAAGUCAAUGAUUCAUGAUGGGGACACGAUAUCAGUACAUCGACCAAACUUUUAUGCACAGAGGUUUCUGAAGUUUAUGGAAACCACAGUCUUCAAAAAGAUUCCAUCACCUUUGAGACACUCCCCAUCUCGGCGGAGAGGUACUUCCAUGCGUAUCAUGCGCCCAGUAUCCCAGGCUGAUCCUGAUCAUCCUGCAGAUGGUCACGACAGUCAUGAAGGUGCAAGUUUUCGAAGCAGAAGAGCAGUUGUUGGGAGAGUACCAGGUGGUAGUGUUAGUGCUGAGGAGCAACAAGGUGGAAGUGGUGCUGAAUCUGCCUCUGCACUAGCUGUGGGAGCAAGUGCAUCUGCCUCUGCUACUGCUCCAUCAUCUGUUAGUGGCACAGUCACUUCUGGUGCAGCAGGCAUACAGGCAACAGCUGGGGGAGGAUCUGCUGCUGCAUCAGUGGUUGGAUCAGGCACUCCUUCAACACCAGUAAACCUCCCAGCAGUGUUGCAGGACCGACCCCACUCAGGCCGUGGCCGUGUGCCCCCUCCAGUACCCCCACGAUCGCCAAGGGGUGGCGGCACUGGCCAACCAUCCUCUGCCUCCUCUUCAUUCUCAUUAACUCGAGGUAGUGGCCGCGGUGUAGUGACUGUAAGCGCAGGAGGGGCUGGAGCAGCUCACCCCCCAGUAGGCUCCCACCCUCCACCUCCAGCCUCAGGUGUUGGGGCAACAGGCAGCACCGUUGUGACCACGUCCUCUCCGCGAGUACAAGUACGGUCAUCCCAUACGCACGUUACGACAGUAGCCAUCCAGGAGGACAGAACUGAUGUUGUAAGAACUGGUCAAAAGUUGCGCUUUAAGGGCCUUGACGAAGACCCAAAAAGUGUCACAGAUCCUGUGCUUGUUAGCUAUAAGGCAAUAAAGUCCUCCAGUCUAAGCGUGAGUGACGUGCACCUGGAACCUCGAGCUGACUCACGAUCAACGCUGAGUGUGGAUUCUAGUGUGGGGCCUGCAUCCAUGGUCCGUACCCUCACCUGGACUCCCCCGCUCUCUGUAGAGGGUAGCACCCCUACCUGGACCGAGGGAACCCCCAGCUUUACAGAGUCCUCCUCUAGUGGAGAUUUAGGGUGUCCCACUACUCCAGUACGCAGUCUUAACACCACCCAGGAAUCCACAGACAACCUCAACUUCCAAGAAACAGAAAUGAAGCGGCUGCACAAGCGGCAGAGUUCGUAUACACACUUCGCCCUGACUAUGGAAGUGCAUGAUGAGUCAUUGGAGUAUGUGUGAGCAGCAAAAAAAAGUAUUAAGCUGUUGAUGUAGUCAGUGAUCAAUAGUUACAGUAUACCAUUGCAGAUAAAGGAGUAUUACCAAGUCCUUAAAUUAUAGUAGUGACAGACUUGAUAAGUACAUGGAUUGUCUUUCCUUGUGAUCAGCAGACUCUAGUUGAUGUAAAGCAGCUUUGGUAUGUAAAGUGGCCUCUUGUAUAUUGUAAUUUCAUGUUCACAGCAGCUCAAGAGAGCAUGAAAGACAAUUCCAAAUAAAAGUAUUCCUAAUACGGAGAGUGACAAAGAUGUUUUUACAUAAAGCUAUGGUACAAUUAUACAAAUGGUGGAAGAAAAAUUACAGAAAAUAUGAAUUGAAUGCAAAAACCUCCAGUCUAAACUCAUGUUUUGCACUUCCCUUUGGGUUGUUUGCUUCAGGGCAGUCAAGUGAAUGUUGAGAAAUGACAGUUUUCUGUUCAUCUUAUCAUCAUGAAGUCCUUAUGACUAUUU
This is a messenger RNA of Penaeus monodon (black tiger shrimp), 3356 nucleotides long. It is a transcript of the gene PIP5K59B, whose product is annotated as phosphatidylinositol 4-phosphate 5-kinase type-1 beta-like. NCBI's taxonomy places the organism in Eukaryota, Metazoa, Arthropoda, Malacostraca, Decapoda, Penaeidae. Gene Ontology annotation, molecular function: phosphatidylinositol kinase activity. The record is from RefSeq and is a predicted model, not a curated record. Gene Ontology annotation, biological process: phosphatidylinositol metabolic process.